Malania oleifera is the source of this 939-nucleotide messenger RNA. Its product is annotated as PRA1 family protein D-like. The record is from RefSeq and is a predicted model, not a curated record. The coding region runs from base 217 to 807 and encodes 196 amino acids. The transcript has a single exon. NCBI's taxonomy places the organism in Eukaryota, Viridiplantae, Streptophyta, Magnoliopsida, Santalales, Ximeniaceae. Gene Ontology annotation, cellular component: Golgi apparatus; endoplasmic reticulum. Gene Ontology annotation, biological process: vesicle-mediated transport.
GAAACCUACAACAUCGGAAAGUGAUGCCAUUAACUGCGUAAGCGCGUAUUGAAAACUCCAGCUUUGGUUUAGCUUUCCGCAGACGACCAGUCCAAAUCCCUGAAUUUAUAAUUCUUCCCCAUUCGCGAAUCAAGCACAGACGAGGAGACCGGAGGCCCCGUUCCUCUCACUUUCCGGUGGACGGCAUCGGUCCGGUCUGCUCCCGCGAAAAAACAGAUGUCUACCACAGCGCCCGCCAGCUACGACACCCCACCGCCGUCCGCCUCCGCCUCCGCCUCCGAUUUCCUCUCCCGCGCCGCAGCCACCGCCCAGUCCGCCAUCUCCGCCCGCCGUCCAUGGCGGGAGUUCCUCGACCCCUUCGCUGUCGCCGUCCCCUUCAGCCUAGUCGAAGCCACCGCUCGGAUCAAGCGCAACGCCCUCCACUUCUGCGUGAACUACACCAUCAUCGUGCUUCUGAUACUUUUCCUCAGCCUCAUCUACCAUCCGAUCUCCAUGAUCGUCUUCCUGGUCCUUUUCGUCGGGUGGCUUUUCCUUUACCUCUUCCGCGACGAGCCCCUCGUGGUCCUGAAUCGCACGGUGGAUGAUCGCGUUGUUCUCGUCACGCUCGGUGUGAGUACUAUUGUUGCCUUGCUUCUAACACACGUUUGGUUGAAUGUUUUGGUUUCGCUGGUAAUUGGGGCUGUGGUCGUCCUACUGCACGCCACUGUUAGGGUUACGGAUGAUUACGCCCUCGAUGAUCAGGAGUCUCCGUACGGACCAAUGCUUUCCGUGGCUGAUAGUCCGCGAGGAUCGUAUAGUCAUUUUUGAUUCUUUACUAUGUAAAAUUCUUUUUUCUAUUAGGCGUUUCAAACUUUCUGUCUCAUAUCUAUGAUUGCUUCAUGAUAGCUAAUUGUGAGACCGCACUGAUCCAAUUGAUCAAAUAUAGACCUCUUUCAUACA